AUGUGGCCUGAAACAGGAGUUACAGCAGAGUUCAAGUUCACAGCCUCCACACUGACGGUGACCUGGCUGGAAUUUGAUCCCAAGUCUCUGGAGGUUGAAACCAACGGGGUGGGAUGUGUGUCUGCGACUGUGCUAACUGAUGUGCGUCACAGUCAAAUUUGUGACCUUCUCUUGACUUGGUGGGCCGCGCCAUUGCAUCACACGAACUUCACCAAGCCCGGUGAGUCGGAUGCCAGCCGCUGUGACUCAGAGCAGAGCCUCCGGCGCCGCGGCUGCAGCUCCACGCGGAUCCACAACCCCAAGAAUAAUAUGCAUGUGAGGAAGAACCGGACUCUCAGCCACAGCAAUGGAUACACUGUGCAGCUGAUGCCUCAGCACCUCCACCUCAAGCUGCGGCCAGGUGACCCCAUGUCCUUCAAGGUCCAGUUCAAGCGUGCUGAAGGCUACCCCAUCGACCUCUACUACCUGAUGGACCUUUCAUACUCCAUGAAGGAUGACCUGGAGAAAAUCAAGAACCUUGGGCAGGAGAUCCUCAGUGCCUUAGAGACGGUCACUAAAUCUGUUCAGAUCGGUUUUGGUUCCUUUGUCGAUAAGACGGUGCUGCCUUACGUCAGUACGGUGAAAGCCAAACUCAAGAACCCCUGCCCCACACGACACACCACCUGCCAGGCACCAUUCAGUUUCCGAAACGUUCAACCACUGACCAGCAGAGUGGAGGAUUUCAAAAAGCAAGUCAGUGAGCAGAUGAUUUCGGGAAACCUGGACCCCCCGGAGGCCGGCUUUGAUGCUAUGAUGCAGGCGGCCGUUUGCACGGAGCAGAUUGGCUGGAGAAACGUGACGCGGCUCCUUGUGUACACCUCAGAUGAUACUUUCCACAUGGCGGGUGAUGGGCAACUUGGAGGAGUUUAUGUCCCCAAUGAUGGAGCCUGUCACCUGAGCCGUGAGGGCUUGUAUGAGAGCAGUACUAUCUACGAUUACCCUUCCGUUGGACAUAUCGCUCGGGUUCUCUCCCAGAAUAACAUCCAGCCCAUUUUUGCUGUGACGGAGAAGAGCGUCCCAACAUAUCAGGAACUCAGCAAACUAAUCCCGCAGUCAGUGGUUGGCGUUCUCCAAGAGGACUCCAGCAACGUCGUCCAACUGAUUUUUGAUGCCUACAAUAACUUGUCCUCCACUGUCUAUCUGGAGCACCAACAACUUCCUCCUGAGCUGCAGGUCACUUAUGACUCCUACUGUGGUGACAACAACAUUCUGCGGAAUCAAAAGAGGGGCGAGUGCACUGGAGUCAAGCUGAGCCAGGAGAUAAACUUCACUGUGACGGUGACAGUGACGGCCUGCUUUAAGGAAAGUAAACAUAUUAUCAUCAAGCCCCAAGGGAUCAACGAGGAGCUCCGUAUUGAAGUCAGCAGCCUGUGUGGGUGUAACUGCACGGAUUUAGAGGUCAACUCUCCUUAUUGCAGUGACGGCAAUGGAACCUUCCAGUGUGGGAUCUGCAGCUGCAAUAAAAACCGUCUGGGGCGGCUCUGCGAGUGUCUGCAGGAUACGGGCGAAGAUGAGACGAUGGAUCUGGAUGCCAGCUGCCGCAACGGGAGCAGCUUACUGUGCAACGGGCACGGCCGCUGUGAAUGCGGUCAGUGCGUGUGCAGUGGGAAACACCGAGGCCAGUACUGCGAGUGCGACGACAUGAGCUGCCCACGCUCCGAUGGCAAGCUCUGCGGGGGUAAUGGCCUGUGCGAUUGUGGGACCUGCAUAUGCAAUGAGAAUUUCACCGGCCCUGCCUGUGAGUGCGCUCUCUCCACAAAUGGCUGCCAGAAAGCCGACAAGACAUGCAGCAAUAACGGACGAUGUCGCUGUAAUCGCUGCGAGUGCAACAGUGGAUACCUGGGGAAGUUCUGUCAAGAGUGUACUUCCUGCAAUUGUGAAAAGUAUCAGGAAUGUGUGGAGUGCCAUAUUAGGAACAAAGGGGGUUCAAACCCUGAAUGCCGUGAGAAGUGUGUGAAGACUGGCGUGACAAAAGUGGUGGAAGACUCCAGUGACAAUGAAAAGGGUCAGCCCUGCCGCCUGAAGAAUAUAGACUACGACUUUUCUUUCAGCAUAAACAAUGAGGGAGAUGUCCUUAUUCAGUAUGCUAAGCGACAAGGUAUGGCUGAUCGAACGCUUGCUAUUGUGGGUGGCUCAUUAUCCGGAAUCGUGCUGAUUGGACUCGUCAUUAUCAUCAUUUAUCGCAUAUUCAUUGAAAUGUAUGACCGGCGAGAAUAUCGUCAGUUUGAGAAGGAGCGACAAAAAGCCAUCUGGAAUGAGGCCAACAAUCCACUUUUCAAAAGUGCAACAACUACAGUGAUCAAUCCUCGCUUUAUAAACGACUAAUUGAAAGGGGGAACCGCCUGCCGGCUCCACCAACGAGACCUCCUUGCACUUUUUAGAAACAUUUUGGAUGUCGACAAGGUUGUUUGCUCCUUCAUAGAUCCUGAAAUGUGUUGAAAGGAACAUCAGGUUGAAAUAAAAAGAUCACAGGGGCUACCAAAAAAACA
Polypterus senegalus (gray bichir) is the source of this 2528-nucleotide messenger RNA. RefSeq names its product integrin, beta 7 (gene itgb7). Gene Ontology annotation, biological process: cell-matrix adhesion; cell migration; integrin-mediated signaling pathway. The record is from RefSeq and is a predicted model, not a curated record. The transcript has 15 exons. Gene Ontology annotation, cellular component: cell surface; focal adhesion; integrin complex. Lineage: Eukaryota; Metazoa; Chordata; Cladistia; Polypteriformes; Polypteridae. Gene Ontology annotation, molecular function: integrin binding. The coding region runs from base 1 to 2364 and encodes 787 amino acids.